AUGGUAACUAAACCGUCCCAUAAUUUACGUAGAGAACAUAAAUGGUUGAAAGAAACCCAAUCGAUACAACGGGAUCAUAAUUUAUUAGUAUCAAUAUUAGGAAGAAAAAUAACUAAUACUGAUGUACGAAGAUCAACCACUUAUAAUAGUGAUCGUUCGAGGACUACUAUAAAUAAGAAGAAUUCUACCGUGGUAAGGGAUUCAAAUAAUGGUACUCCCAUUACACCUGUUAUUCCAUGGAGUAUACCUCAACAAUCUAAUACAGUCAUAAGUAAUACUAGUACAACUUCAAUUCCUCCUGUUGCGAUAGUGUCGAGUACGCCCACUUUCAAUAAUCAAAGUAACAAUAGCCUUAUCAAUAAUAACAUUCAAUAUAAUAAUAAUAAUAAUUCAAACACAAUUGCUACGUCGAUACAUAAUGUAGGACCUAAUGUCAGCAUGACUGAAAACUUAAAUAAUAAAAGUCGAAUUCAAGGAUUUCAAAACAGCAAUACUGCUACUAAUAAUAAUAAUAAUAACAAUAAUAAUAACUUCACAAAAGAAAAUAUACCACCAUUGAUAAAUAGUACUAAUGAAUUAUCAACAAAUACUAGCCAUCCGUAUAAUAAAGACAUUAUUAAAUCACAAAAAAAAUUAAUUGAUAAAUUGAAAUCACAUUCCAUUUUAUUAUUAUCUAAAUGUAAUAUAAUGGAAUCAACUUCUUUAUCUGAAGAUUCCAAGAGAAGUAAACUUAAUAAUGAAAUUAAUCCACAAAUUAUUAAAGAUGAAGCUGAAAUUAAAAUUUUAGAAUUAGAAUUAAAGAAAUUAUACAAGAAAGAAGUAAAAUCUCAAAUUACCACGAUUUCUGUUUCAACAAAUAUUGAAUCUACUAUAUCUGAACCUGUAAGAAUGAGUAACGCCAAUGAUUCACAAAUAAAUACAACGAUUAAUACAGCACAAGUGGCACCGGCAAGCGUUAUUAGUCAACCUUUGUCUAAUCAUACUACAAGUACGACACAAGAUGAUCUAAUUGAGGUUUUGGAUGAUGAGGAUGAAGAAGAAAACGAACCUACAGUAAUAUAUGAUAAGAAUGAUGAAUCACCAAAGCCAAAUGAGGACAAAAAUGACGAUGACCAAAAUUCUGGAAGAACCAUGAGAUCUAGAAAUAAUAAAAUUAAUUAUAGGAUACCUGAGAAGGAUGAUCCAUUUGAUUAUAAAGUUGGGAAAAUUGACCAUAGUAGAACUCAAGAACAAGAAGGAACAGACAAUGAAGAUGAUUUUGGUUCUAGUUACAUUAUGUCAGUUAGAACAGAAGACAAGAUGGCUAAUGAUAUUCUUAAUGAUAGCGAUCGUCAAUUUGUCGUUGAUGAUUCGGUGAUGGAGGAUUCUGAUUCUGAUUUUUCUGAUGAAGCUAAUUUCUUAACAGCGACAACAACUACAACAAACGAAAUACAAACACAAACACAAGAUAAAAAUAGUACCGUUGAUACUAAUGUUGAAAUAAUUAUGUCAUCUCCUUUGAAACCAUUAAGUCAAAAUCAUGUUACUAAAAACAAUUUAAUUAAUUCGAACAUCCUAGGUAGUAAAUCAACACCAAGUCUAUCUCAAUUUACAGAACCGAUAUCUGUCAUAGAUAGCAACAUGGAGUAUAUUUUUCGCGAAAAUGGUGGUAAUGAAGCAGAUGAAGAGAGUGGUGAUGAUGAGGGCGAUGACCUCUCGGAUAGUGACCUUGAAAGGUUCGAUGAUGAAAGAGAAAAUGAUACGCAGGCGUUAAAUAUGGAGGAAGUUGAUAAUGAAUUAAAAAUUAUAGCUGAGAGAAAAUUAAAUGAAGAAGAAGUUAGUGACUUUAAAGAAGACAUUCCUCUUAUUAAACAAGAACGUAAUGAACAAGUUCGUGAAACAGAUAUAUUAAUAGAAGAUUUAGAUGAUGAUUUUUCUAUUUUGGAUGAUAUCGAUGUUCUUCGAUCCGAUUCUAAUAAGGUAACAUCUACUUCUAACAAUACCGCAAACCAUAAGUAUCCAUGGUCAGAGGAAGUUGAAUUUCGACUUCAUGAAAUAUUCAAAUUACCAGGAUUUAGACCGAACCAAGAAGAUGCCGUUAAUGCGACUUUGAAUGGGAGAGAUGUCUUUGUGUUAAUGCCAACUGGUGGUGGUAAGUCUUUAUGUUAUCAACUGCCGGCAGUUGUAAAAUCUGGGAAAACAAAAGGUACCACUAUUGUGAUCUCACCUUUAAUUUCCUUGAUGCAGGAUCAAGUUGAGCAUCUUCUUGCAAAAAAUAUUAAGGCCAGUAUGUUUAGUUCAAAAGGUACUGCUGAAGAAAGAAGACAAACGUUUAAUUUAUUUAUUCACGGUUUAUUAGACUUAAUUUACAUUUCUCCUGAGAUGAUAAGUGCCUCUGAACAAUGUAAAAGAGCUAUCAGAAAAUUAUACAGUGAUGGAAAACUAGCAAGAGUAGUUGUUGAUGAGGCACAUUGUGUGUCUAACUGGGGCCAUGAUUUUAGACCCGAUUAUAAGGAACUUAAUAUUUUCAAAAGGGAAUAUCCAGAUAUCCCAAUGAUGGCUUUGACGGCAACUGCAAGUGAGCAAGUUAGGCUUGAUAUCAAACAUAAUUUAGAAUUGAAGGACCCAGUGUUCCUGAAACAAAGUUUUAAUAGAACAAACCUUUUCUACUCAGUCAAACCGAAAAACAAAAAUACAAUUAACGAAAUUUGUCAUGAAAUUAAAACAAAGUUUAAAAAUCAAACAGGUAUCAUAUAUUGUCAUUCAAAGAACUCAUGUGAACAAACAAGUGCACAACUUCAAAAUGCAGGCAUUAAAUGUGCAUUUUACCAUGCUGGUAUGGAACCAGAAGAUAGAUUAAGUGUUCAAAGAGCUUGGCAAUCGGAUGAAAUUCUCGUGAUUUGUGCAACUGUUGCAUUUGGUAUGGGUAUUGAUAAACCUGAUGUAAGAUUUGUGUAUCACUUUACCGUUCCGCGCACACUUGAGGGGUACUACCAAGAAACUGGUCGUGCUGGAAGAGAUGGGAAGUAUUCUUAUUGUACAACAUACUUUAGUUUUCGGGAUAUUAAAACCAUUCAAACGAUGAUUCAAAAGGAUGAGAAUCUUGACGAAGAAAACAGACAUAAACAUUUAGAUAAACUACAACAAGUUAUGUCAUAUUGUGAUAAUUUAUCUGAUUGCCGAAGGAAACUUAUCCUGUCCUACUUCAAUGAAAAUUUUGACUCUAAGUUAUGUGGGAAAAAUUGUGAUAAUUGUAGAGAUAAGGGAAACUUUGAAACUGAAGAACGGGAUAUUACUGACACUGCUAAAACCAUAGCGAACAUGAUUGAAAAGAUACAAAAUGAUAGGGUCACUUUAAUACACUGUCAGGAUAUAUUUAAGGGAUCUAGAAAUGCAAGAAUGAUGCAAUCUGGACAUGCAACAUUGGAAGAACAUGGAACAGGCAAAGAUAUGUUGAAAUCGGAAAUCGAAAGAAUAUUUUUCCAUCUUGUUACAAUCGGAGUAUUGCAGGAGUAUUCAGUGAUGAAUAAUAGUGGCUUUGCAUCAAGCUACGUACGUACUGGUCCAAAUUUUUAUAAACUUAGAGACGGAAAAAUGAAGAUAAGUAUGAAGUUCAAUGUGUCACAACGAAAUUCAAGAACAAGUACCAGGGGUUCUAGCGCAUCUUUGAAAACUCAUGAUAAUCGAAUAAAACAAACUCCAGUUCCAGAAUUUUCAAAUGCCAGAGCCCAUAUUCAAUCGUUUACAUAUGCUGAAAGUACUCAACCACAAAAAAAUAGAGGUGGACCAAUUUCAUUGGCAAAUAAUACGUCCUCGAAAUCCCCUGAAGAACUCAGUGACAUCACAUUUGCAUAUAAUAAAUUACGAGAGGUCUCCCUGGAACUUGCUAAUCGCGCAAAUCCACCUAUAAGAAAUUUCUUACCAGAUGGACUACUGAAAAAAUUGGCCACAAUUCUUCCAGCUACCCAAGAGGAGUAUGUGAGUAUUCCAGAUGUUCAAGGUAACCUCAGAAAUAAAUUCAGACAUAUAAAACCUACGAUUAUGGAAUUGCGUAAAAGGAGGAUCCAGUUAAAUGCGUCCGUUGAUUUUAUGGACAGUGCAAAUAGCUUAAUAGCCACACAAGGUAGCAGUUUACCAGAAUUCCCAAGUAGUUUUGGCAAGAAGAAUAAUGGUACAGAAACAAGAUCAAGAUUUUUUCAACAAACUCAGGAAGAAAGGAAUAACGAUGAAAUGAUAUUGAAGCAAAUAAAAGAAACCCAUUCUAGGAAUAUGCCAACAAAAUCGACCUAUUCGAAUAAUAAUAAUAGAUUCAAGAAAGAUAAUUACACAGGAAACAAGUAUAAUAAAAAUAGAGUAAACAAAGGUAAAUAUAGGCAUUAA
Messenger RNA from Maudiozyma saulgeensis, 4359 nucleotides. The record is from the annotation of a GenBank genome assembly. NCBI's taxonomy places the organism in Eukaryota, Fungi, Ascomycota, Saccharomycetes, Saccharomycetales, Saccharomycetaceae.